Messenger RNA from Benincasa hispida (wax gourd), 2080 nucleotides. The record is from RefSeq and is a predicted model, not a curated record. NCBI's taxonomy places the organism in Eukaryota, Viridiplantae, Streptophyta, Magnoliopsida, Cucurbitales, Cucurbitaceae.
UUUCAGGUUGUCAAAACUGCAAAAUAAUAUUUAAUCCAAAAAAGGAAAAAAAAAAAAAAAAAAAAAAAGAAAAGGAAAAAAGGGUAGCAAAGCCACAUUCGGACAAUUGUACUCGCAAGACUUCUCGGGGAGCAUUCAAAAUUGUGAUAGAAAGGGGUGAUGGAAGUGGAAGCAAUGGCAGAAUUGACGUGGAAUAACAACCAAACGACGGUGUUAAUGGGACUCAGUAUUCUCGUCGCUAUCAUUUUAUUUCGUCUUGUAAUGAAAAGAGUGACCAACAACACCGGCGGAGUAAAGGGCCGUCGAAAUCCAAAACCACCAAUGGUAGGCGGCGGAUGGCCUCUGAUCAGACACCUCCCUCUGUUCGGAGGACCCGAACCACCCCAUUUAAAAUUGAGUGCUUUAGCCGAUAAAUACGGACCAAUCUUCUCCAUCCAACUGGGUACCCACUCAGCCGUGGUGAUAAACAAUUGGGAAGCCGCAAAACAGUGCUUCACCACCCACGAUAUCGCCGUCUUUCCUCGCCCCAAAUUACUCAGCGGAAAAUUGAUGGGUUACAACUAUGCCAUGUUCAUUUUCAGCCCUUACUACAACUCCUACUGGCGCAAAAUGCGUAAAAUUACCACACUCGAUCUUCUAUCCAAUCGAAGGCUAAAGUUGUUAAGACAAGUUCGAGAAUCAGAAGUGAACCGAGCCAUAAAGGAGCUGUAUCAAUUAGGUGGGCGUGUGGAAAUGAAGCAAUGGUUUGGGGAUUUGAUUAUGAAUUUGGUUUUAUUAAUUGUGGGUGGGAAAAGGUAUUUUGGAGCGGGGGCAAUGGUGGAAGAGGAAGAGGCGCAACGGUGCCAAAAAGCAAUGGAGGAGUCUUUGCGUUUGUUGGGGAUGUAUGUGUUGGGGGAUGCUAUUCCUUAUUUGGGAUGGUUGGAUGUUGGGGGACAUGUGAAGGCAAUGAAGAGAACUUUUAAGGUAUUGGAUGGCAUGUUGACACAAUGGUUGGAGGAGCACAAGAAGAACAGAGCUGGAAAGAAUAAUGGGGAUUUCAUGGAUGUGAUGCUUUCUGUUCUUGAGGAAACUGACAAUGAUAUACUUCAUGGCUUCCAUCGUGAUACUGUUAUCAAAGCUACAUGUUUGACGAUGGUAUUGGGAGCGAGUGAGACAAGCAUAGUGGCAGUGGUAUGGGCACUAUCCCUACUGCUAAAUAAUCGCGAUACAUUGAGAAAAGUGCAAGAAGAACUAGACACCCAUAUCGGCCGAGAUGCAAAGCUACAAGAAUCAGACAUGGAGAAGCUGGUUUAUUUGGAGGCUGUUGUAAAAGAAGCAAUGCGACUAUUUGGAGCCGGAAGCCUUAUUUCUCGAGAAGCCGCAGAGGACAUUGAUGUCGAUGGGUUUCAUAUCAAGAAAGGAACAUGGUUGUUUAUCAACUUGUGGAAGAUCCACCGAGACGAGAGGGUAUGGGAUGAGCCGUUGAAGUUUAAACCAGAGAGAUUUUUGACAACCCACAAGAAUUUUGAUGUGAAGGGUGGGCAGCAAUUUGAGCUAAUUCCUUUCGGUGGAGGGAGAAGGAUUUGUCCUGGAUUGUGGUUUGGGCUUCAACUGGUAGAGUUUGUUUUGGGUGGGUUGCUUCAUGCUUUUGAUAUUUGGACGCCGGAAGAUGCCGCCGUUGAUAUGACCGGAACUAUUGGAAUGACCAACAUGAAAGCUACCCCUUUGGAAGUUUUCAUCAAACCACGUUUGUCCCCAAUGCUUUAUGAGUCAACUUCUCCGUACUAAGAUUCCUUUAGUAAUCAUUCAGUUUUUUAUUUUUAUUUUUAAUUUUUGAAAUUUAUUCCUAUUUCAUAUCAAUUUCUUAUUCUAGUUAAAUUAAAUAUAUAUAUAUAUAUAUAUAUAUAUAUAUUUGCUUCUUUUAGUUUUUUUAAAAAAAGACUUUAGAUAAUAAAGUAAGGAAUUUAGAACAGGAAGAAGUGUUUAUAUGCUUAAUUUUCAAAAACUAAAAACCAAAAACCAAAGCGUUGUUUGGUACCAUUUUAAUUUUUAAAAAUUAAGUUUAUAAACAUCUUGCCACUAGAUUUCUUAUUUUGCUAUC